Cavia porcellus (domestic guinea pig) is the source of this 1949-nucleotide messenger RNA. RefSeq names its product ring finger protein 126 (gene Rnf126). Gene Ontology annotation, biological process: protein ubiquitination. Gene Ontology annotation, molecular function: ubiquitin protein ligase activity. The coding region runs from base 101 to 1042 and encodes 313 amino acids. Gene Ontology annotation, cellular component: cytoplasm. The transcript is spliced from 9 exons. Lineage: Eukaryota; Metazoa; Chordata; Mammalia; Rodentia; Caviidae. The record is from RefSeq and is a predicted model, not a curated record.
GCCAUGCGUGCGCGGGUGCGUCGGCCGGCGAGGGAGCAGCAAACGGCCGGCGGCUGGUGCCGCGCGGGGGGGGGUGGGCGGCGCGGAGGCAGCGGUGGCCAUGGCCGAGGCGUCGCCGCAGCCCGGACGGUUCUUCUGCCACUGCUGCUCAGUCGAGAUCGUGCCGCGCCUGCCGGAUUACAUCUGCCCAAGAUGCGAGUCAGGCUUCAUCGAGGAGCUUCCGGAGGAGACCAGGAGCUCGGAGAACAGCGCUGCCCCAUCCACGGCCCCCUCCGACCAGAGCCGGCAGCCCUUCGAGAACGUGGACCAGCACCUGUUCACGCUGCCCCAGGGCUAUGGACAGUUCGCGUUUGGCAUCUUCGACGACAGCUUCGAGAUCCCCACUUUCCCUCCUGGGGCUCAGGCUGAGGACAGCAGGGACCCUGAGGGCCGGCGGGAGAGGGAGCACCAGUCCCGGCAUCGGCAUGGCACAAGGCAGCCCCGCGCCCGCCUCACUGCCAGGCGGGCCACCGGCCGGCACGAGGGUGUCCCCACGCUGGAAGGGAUCAUCCAGCAGCUGGUCAACGGCAUGAUCACCCCGGCCACCAUCCCUAGCCUGGGCCUGGGCCCCUGGGGCGUCUUGCACUCGAACCCGAUGGACUAUGCGUGGGGGGCCAACGGCCUGGACGCCAUCAUCACACAGCUCCUCAACCAGUUUGAGAACACAGGCCCCCCGCCGGCGGACAGGGAGAAGAUCCAGGCCCUGCCCACCGUGCCCGUCACCGAGGAGCACGUAGGCUCCGGACUCGAGUGCCCCGUGUGCAAGGACGACUACGCGCUGGGUGAGAGUGUGCGGCAGCUGCCGUGCAACCACCUCUUCCACGACGGUUGCAUCGUGCCCUGGCUGGAGCAGCAUGACAGCUGUCCCGUCUGCCGCAAGAGCCUCACGGGACAGAACACAGCCACCAACCCGCCCGGCCUGGGCGGCGUGAGCUUCUCGUCCUCCUCGUCGUCCUCGUCCUCCAGCUCCCCCAGCAACGAGAACGCUGCGAGCAACUCCUGAGCUGCCGAGCCUCCCGGGGACACUCGGCCCCUCUGUUGGGGCCGCGCCAGGCCCAGCCGGCGCUCCAGGGACCAGAGCCGGGGCGCUGGGGACACAGGACCCCGCCCCGGUGUGCACACGCGGGCCCGGCCGCCGUCCCGCCUCCUCACCCACCAGGCGCUCCUGGCAGAAUGGUUUUUAUGAUUUUAAAUUAUUACUGCUUUGAAAUAAACGGACGUUUUGGCUCACACGCGGCCACGCAUGGUCUGUGGAGAGGCCGGGUGGAGCCGCUGGCCAGGACCGCAGGGCGCCCGGCCCGGGAACAGGACUGCUCCGCAGACAUUUUCCAGAAGGAGAAAUGUGUGUAUCUCAGCUAUUUAAAUACAGCUACACCAGGAGCUGCCGUGUGCUGUGAUCCUUCGGCCCGGGGCAGCUGCCCGAGUGGUGUCACCAGGACUGCGGUGUCCUGGGCCGGCCCCGCCACAGGAGCGCCCUGUAGGGUGACCCUGGCUGGGUCUUGGGGGCUGGGCAGUGGCCAUGGCCAUCUCUGUCUUCCGAGUCCUGGAGUUUCAGCCCCACCAGAGGUGACGCAGGACGACACAUGGCAGAGCCCCUUCCUGUCCAGUCACUGUGGUUCAGCCCUGCUGGAUGUCUCCACUUGUCACAGAGAGUGUCAGCUGACUGCUGCUGCCCAAGCGGACACCCUGUGGAUGCUGACCCUGGAAUCUGCAUGGCAGAGAUCAGAGGCACUGCAAUGGGUGACUGCCCAGGGUCGUCCUUGGCUGCAGGACAUUCAUCUCCAGAUGUGUGUACCCCGCCUCCAGGCUGGUGCCACCCUGUGCCACUCUGUGCCUGGAGCUGGUGAAGCCCUAGGCAGGUGAUCAGUCACCCUCUGCCCUGCUACAGAACUAACAAGCAGUCACACAAA